Molecule: messenger RNA, 915 nt
Organism: Chrysochloris asiatica (Cape golden mole)
Lineage: Eukaryota; Metazoa; Chordata; Mammalia; Afrosoricida; Chrysochloridae
Gene: ALG5
Product: ALG5, dolichyl-phosphate beta-glucosyltransferase
Exons: 9
Coding region: 1-915 (304 amino acids)
Cellular component (GO): endoplasmic reticulum membrane
Source: RefSeq, a predicted model, not a curated record
AUGGCACCGUUCUUGCUGCAGCUGGUGGUUCUCUUCGCGGUGCUGGCGCUCGCAACCCUGAUAUUGAUUUCCUUUGUUGCAUUUAUAACUGCUAUGAAAAUGACACAGUUUCAUCAACAUGAAGAUGAGAAGUUCUUCUUAAAUGCCAGCGGCCAGAAGGAAUCUUUACCCAAUAUACGGGACUCACCUACCAAACAACUUUCUAUUGUCAUACCUUCAUAUAAUGAAGAAAAACGGUUGCCUGUGAUGAUGGAUGAAGCUAUGGGCUAUCUAGAAAAAAGACAGAAUAAAGAUCCGAUGUUCACAUAUGAGGUGAUAGUAGUUGAUGAUGGAAGUAAAGACCAGACUACAAAGGUAGCUUUUAAAUACUGCCAGAAAUAUGGAAGUGACAAAGUGCGUGUGAUAACACUGGUGAAGAAUCGUGGGAAAGGCGGAGCUAUUAGGAUGGGUGUUUUCAGUUCUCGAGGAGAAAAAAUACUUAUGGCAGAUGCUGAUGGAGCCACAAAGUUUUCAGAUAUUGAGAAAUUAGAAAAGGGACUGAAUGAUCUACAGCCUUGGACUCGUUCUUACUUCCGUACUCUUCUCAUGUAUGGGUUCCACUUUCUGGUGUGGUUCCUUUGUGUCAAAGGAAUCAAGGACACACAAUGUGGUUUCAAAUUAUUCACUCGAGAAGCAGCUUUACGGACGUUUUCAUCUCUGCACAUUGAAGGAUGGGCCUUUGAUGUGGAACUGCUGUACAUAGCGCAGUUCUUCAAAAUUCCAAUAGCAGAAGUUGCUGUCAACUGGACUGAAAUUGAAGGUUCUAAAUUAGUUCCAUUUUGGAGCUGGAUACAAAUGGGCAAGGACCUACUUUUUAUUCGACUUCGAUAUUUGACUGGUGCCUGGAGGCUUCAGCACACUAGGAAAAUGAAUUAG